UUUAAUAUGAUCAGGAGGAGCAGUAGAAAUCUCAAAUAUACUAAUUAUUCCGAGUACAAUUUAAAGAACGUCUGGGUGUCAGAUCAGAAACGACUAGAAGCUAUUGAAAGGCUUAUGAUUGCUGAUAAGAAUUUCAAACUAACAAGUCUAAAAGUAAACCCGAUUUAUAAACCCAUAUUUGAUAAAUUGGAUGCCAGGGCUACUAAGGAGAUCCAGAGGUUGGAAGAUAGCUACUUAUGGUCACCUAGUUAUACCAAGAGUGAAUAUAAGCAUAUGUUCUCGCAGCCACUCUUCUUUCAUACAAUUCUGGUUGGGCUCUUCUUGUACUUCGGAGUGAGGUACAGGAUUUACCUAAAUUAUAUUUAAAAACGAUAGGAAGCUUGAGUUCGCAGAGAAAUUGAAUAUUGAUUUAGAAGACAUUGAUAGUUACCCAAAAGCAGCCCUUGAAAUGUUAGUAGAGAGGAAGAAAUAUGAUGCUUAUAUUGAGAAAAAAGAUGAAAAGAUUACCCAAAUUGAGGACUCCUUCCAUAAAUAUGCUGAAGAAAGGAUCCUGAGGGUAGCAGAAAUGAGAAAGAAGAGAGGCCUUAGAGACUCAGAUUACUCUUAAUUUCUAUUUUAAACGGAA
Moneuplotes crassus is the source of this 625-nucleotide messenger RNA. Lineage: Eukaryota; Ciliophora; Spirotrichea; Euplotida; Euplotidae. The record is from the annotation of a GenBank genome assembly.